GUCCUACUCACAGAACGGAAAGACGAAUUCCCGGUCAGUGAGAAAGUGGCUCUUCAGCUUGCAGGCUUGCAAGCUCAAGUAGCAUUGGGAGAUCCAUCUAAUCAGCCGAAGCCAGAAUAUUAUUCGGAUAUAAAUAGCUUCUUACCAAAUAGAAUAUCAAAAACAAGAGAGCAACAAUUUUGGAUACCAAUUUUAGCACAAGCCCACCGACAAUACGGAUCAUCCAGAAAAGAGCUAACCGCUAAAGUUUUAUACCUAAGUUGUGUAAUGCAGUAUCCUCUUUAUGGCACAACAAUGUAUGCAGUUACAUACAAAGGCUAUUGGAAUUUCGUUAAUAACAUAUAUCUGGCAGUUCAUUGUGAUGGAAUAAUGUUUGUUCAACCUGAAGACAAAUUUAUUAUUCACCAAUUUAAGUACAUAGAUAUUGAAUCCAUUAUGUUAGAUCCCAGUGACAGUUUUAUAACAAUAUCACUGAAUAGAAAUAUGCAUCAGCUAAACAAGAAUUUCUCUGAUAAGAUAUCUCUGAUUGAUACCCAAAAAUGUUUUGUUUUUGAAACAACACAAAAAAAUGAAAUUGGAUCUUUAAUUAUAUCGUAUUUCCCUGCUUUAUCAAAUUGGAUUUUAAACAUUGCGGAGUGCUCAAAAAAAAUUAAGAGAACAACCAAUGAAGACAGAUUGAGAUUGUAUCAAAAUGUUGUUACCUGCAGGCGUCAAUUAGUGGAUAUGAACUUAGUUAAAAAGCCUCAGGAGUUGGGUGGAUUUUUAAAAAACACUCUAAGACGUCUAUCCAAACAUCGUAUAGAAAAAUUGAGAACAGAACAGGGUGCCAGCCUGCAAGACCAUGGUGAAACAUAUAAAGGAUUUUCGCAUUCCUUUUGGGCAUUUAGUAAACUGCAAAUUCCAUUUUGUUUAAGUACACUUUGUGACCAAGAUGAGGGCGUGAUGGUACAAAUAUUUUAUUCUAUAUUAACAUAUUCUGGACUUGGAACUUCUGGCGAAACAAUAAAACGGGCUGAGGAUGAACAUAUUCCAAUAGUACAAUCAAUAUUGGAGAAAUGUAUGAAAAAAGAGUCUUUGUUAAAUGAACUUUAUCUUCAAUUAAUUAAGCAGACAACGGAUCAUCCAGAUGUUAACUCAAGAAUAAAUUUAAAAAACUGGGCGCUUUUAUCCGUUGUAUGCAGUAUUAUUUUACCAUCCUUGAAAUCUAUUCGAAAGUACCUAAUUGCUCAUUUAAAACGAUGCGCUAGUGAUUAUUUAUCUGAGGAGGGUAAAUACGCAAGAUUUGCCGAAAACUGUUUUUUUAGAACCCAAGGAACAAGAAGGCGUCAGUGGACACCAUGCACCGAUGAAAUUUUAUGUACAACUAACCGAAGACCUUGUUAUUCAAAAUUUUACUUUAUGGAUGGUCGUUAUUAUUCUAUCGAAUUUCAACCAAGUUCUUCAGCAAAUGAUGUAAUGGAAAUUAUAAAGAAAACUAUUGGACUACAAGAUAAUUCUAAGGGAUAUGCGAUUUACGAAGUUAUUGGAAAUUCAGAAAGAAGUCUUUUAUCGGAAGAAAAUGUGUGUGAUGUUAUGGCAAAAUGGGAAAAGUAUCAAACAACCCCACAACAAGGAACUUUUAAUCAGCAGUAUAUUCCGGGAAGUGUGCGCCAGAAUCAAUAUAUGUUCCUAUUUAAAAAACAUUUAUUUGUUGACAAUUACAUGAACUUGGAUGAUACAGUUGAAAAGGAACUUUUAUAUCAUCAAGUUCUACAUAGUUUGCGAAGUGAAAGGUAUCCAAUAACUGAAAUGGAAGCUAUUAUGUUAACGGCUCUUCAAGGCCAACUGGAGCUUGGUGACUGUUGCGAAAUCCUAAAUGAUUACAGGGCUAUAGCAGGCCAUUGCUUACCACCCCGAUUUGUACCAAAUAUUCCACAUGAUGCCGUGGCUAUGCAUCAUCAGAGUCUUAAAGGGAUGUUACCAGCAGAAGCAAAGAAAGCCUUCCUCAAUUUAAUACAUAGUUGGCCUCUUCAUCGUGCUACUAUUUUUGAUGUCAUGCAAAGUUUUACUUCGAACUGGCCGAGAUUACUUUGGUUAGCAAUCGACCAAAAAGGCAUUCAUUUACUGGAGCAUCGUUCAAGGAAUAUUUUAUGUACUCACGACUACGACUCAAUAAUAUCAUUUUCGCCCAAUUUAAAUUCCUUAAUGAUAUUUACGGGAACGGAAAAGAAACAAUCGAAAGUGAUAUUAAGUACUUCUCAGGCUUUUCAUAUAGCAACGCUUAUAAGGGAAUAUUCAGCAGUAUCAAAAGCCACAAAAUAAUUUAAGCCUCAAACACGAAUCCUGAAGUGUAAAAACCAUUUAACAAUAAAAAUAUUUAUCAUGACA
Drosophila serrata is the source of this 2367-nucleotide messenger RNA. RefSeq lists its product as uncharacterized. The record is from RefSeq and is a predicted model, not a curated record. Lineage: Eukaryota; Metazoa; Arthropoda; Insecta; Diptera; Drosophilidae. Gene Ontology annotation, molecular function: cytoskeletal motor activity; protein binding; ATP binding. Gene Ontology annotation, cellular component: cytoskeleton; myosin complex.